Messenger RNA from Leptinotarsa decemlineata (Colorado potato beetle), 2194 nucleotides. RefSeq names its product rRNA methyltransferase 3, mitochondrial. The record is from RefSeq and is a predicted model, not a curated record. Gene Ontology annotation, biological process: RNA processing. Lineage: Eukaryota; Metazoa; Arthropoda; Insecta; Coleoptera; Chrysomelidae. Gene Ontology annotation, molecular function: RNA methyltransferase activity; RNA binding.
CAUUUGACAGGAAGACGGGAUAUUUUAUUUGGUUAUGUUUACAUGCUUCUAAUAUACAUAUUGUAGGUAUACAUGAUACAUGUGAGAUUACAUUUUUUUAAAUAAUUGUUCAACAUGACUAACAUAUUUUGUCAAAGUUUCUUGAAAUUGAGCGCUUACAAAAAAAUCACCAAAUUGAAUUGCCAAGUUCGCUGGUCUCGUCGUUCUCCAAUUAGAGUUAUUCCAAGUGAAGAAUAUGAUGAAGUUGAAGAUGUUCCCUUAAGAACAAAAAUUUCAAGUAAAGAAUAUAAUGCUGAUGUUUCACCUCUAAGAAAUAAUUCCAGGUAUAAUUUAUCAAAAUAUAAUCCGCGAUCAAAAACAUUCAAACCACUUACAAUUUCUAAAAGUAGUCAAAAUGUUAGAGAGACUAAAAAAUAUACCACUGUAGAUAUGUUGGAAACCAUCAUAGAUUCAGAUGGAAACUGCGUGUAUACCAAACUCAAAAAUAACGAUUCAAGGAUUAGCUCUAUACUGGCAGAAGUCAAGUCCAAGAAAGAGAGAACGAAAAAUGACUUGAUUCUUUUAGAGGGAAAAAGAUUGAUUCAAGAAGCUUUAUUGGCGGAUUGUAAACUUUCAUAUAUUCUGUUCAGCCGAUUGAAAGAUGUGGAAGAUUUGAAGCCACAUUUGCCAAAGAUGGGUGCUAAGUUAUACAAAAUGCCUUACAGAGAAAUACAAAUGUGGUCUGGUCUCACCACUUCUCCAGGAAUCAUGGGUAUAUUUAGAACUCCUGAUGUAGAAUCAUUUAAAUUUCCGCCUAACUCACUUCCAGUGACCAUUAUUUGCGACAACAUUCGAGAAGCUAGCAAUUUGGGAGCAGUUUUAAGGACAUGUUGUGGUGUAGGAUGCAAGGAAAUCAUUUUAACAAAAGGUUGUGUGAAUGUUUGGGAUUCAAAGGUUUUACGAAGCGCCUGUGGAGCUCAUUUCAGAUUACAGAUUAAAAAAAAAGCAGAUUGGGAGGAAAUAACGAAAACCCUUCCUCCUUCAUCAGCUGUAUAUAUAGCAGACAACAAUACAAUAUCGGCAGAACUCACUGGUGAUGAAGCAGAACAACAGAAUUUAGCAGAACUAGUUCAGUCAGUGCCUGUAUUGCCAUACUAUUCUGUCAGUUUCAACCCAUCUAGUCAUAUUGUGGUUAUUAUCGGAGGAGAAACCGAGGGUAUUAGUGAAAAUUCUUAUAAAUUGGCCAAAGACUUCAAUGGAGUGAGACUCAAUGUGCCAUUAAGUAAUGAUGUAGAAAGCCUCAACACUGGUGUUGCAUUGGGAGUGAUUGCUUUCGAGAUCAAGAGACAAUUGAUGAAUUUACAGCAGAUGAAGAGUUGAAUAUAAGAAUUCAGUUUUUGUUGAAAUGCAAUACUUACUUUCAAUUCAAACUCCCUACUAGUACCCCAAAAUGUUGAUAAUUUUAUGGGUUUUUGACUUCCCACUUCACCAUCAUUGAACAAAAAUUGUGAGAAACUUCUGAAGAAAGAAAAAAAUGAAUUAGCCGUAUUAAUGUUAAUAUGAACUGUCACCACGAUGAGCAGAGUUGUCUCUUCUGAUUACAUAAAGUUGUAAUUUCAUGAAAGAAUAAUGUUGUCCAAAACAGUCUUGUUCUGAAACUUCGAAGUGCACCAUUGAGGAUGAUAGUGUUUUAUGUGACAUUUUAUGUCAAAAAUCUUUCAAAUAUAACUUUGUGCAGAGUUUUCAUUAUUGAUAUAUGUUUCAAUGCAACAUCAUCAGUGCAACAUCAAAACAUAUAUCAUAAUGAAUUUUUGGAGUGCAAACUGGUGAUUCAUGUGUAAUUCAAUGUUCAUGUGAAAGUAUUUGUUUCAAGAGUGUUUUUUCUUUCAGUUUGUAUCGAACAUAAACUUUGAUUCCUUUUCAAUUUAAAUCGAUAUUUUUAAUUUUUUCUUAUGGACUGCUAGAUGAGUUAUCACUAUCGAUUUAUAAAACAUUUUAAAAUAUGAAACGACUAUUUUGAGUUUUCAUCACUCCCUCCCAAAAUAAUUGUUGAAAAUUUGAAUUAUUAAUUUUUAUAACAAUAAAAAUUGAAUUCUUUCAAAACCAACGAUUUUAUUUUCUCGUUUCACAUUUAUGCUAUUUUUUACGUACACACAUGUAAACUAUAAAAGGGUCUAUUGGUCUCUCUGAAAUAAAAUUGAUAUUGGAAACCAAA